GCGGCGGCCCCGCCUCUAGCUGGGUAGCGGCUGCGGGACUGGUCGUGGCAAGUGGGGGCUCGGCGGGAGCUCCCGGUGGCCUUCCGUACGCGGAGGGUGGGGGUCUCGGGCCUCUCCCCUCCGGCGCCUUCCCGGACUGGACUCCCCCGCCUCCAUCAAACCCGCUCCCGGGUCCCGCCCCGCGCCGGGUCGGCUGUAACCGCGCCUCGGGCCGGACGAUGCCCAAGAAGCUUGCUGCCGCUGCCCCCGCUCUCCGCGUCCUCGGCUUUCCGCGCCCCGCGAGCCCGCCCCGCCGCGCUCCCGGCCAUGAACGCUGCCCGCACCGGCUACCGAGUCUUCUCGGCCAACUCCACGGCCGCCUGCACCGAGCUGGCCAAGCGCAUCACCGAACGUCUUGGUGCUGAAUUGGGGAAAUCUGUUGUAUACCAAGAGACUAAUGGAGAAACAAGAGUCGAAAUAAAAGAAUCUGUGCGUGGCCAGGAUAUUUUCAUUAUACAGACUAUACCCAGAGAUGUGAACACAGCCGUGAUGGAGCUCCUGAUCAUGGCCUACGCCCUGAAAACCUCCUGUGCCAGGAACAUUAUCGGCGUCAUCCCGUACUUCCCCUACAGCAAGCAGAGCAAGAUGAGGAAGCGCGGCUCCAUCGUGUGCAAGCUUCUGGCGUCCAUGCUGGCGAAAGCAGGUUUAACUCACAUUAUCACUAUGGAUCUUCAUCAAAAGGAAAUUCAAGGCUUUUUCAGCUUUCCCGUGGACAACCUUAGAGCCUCACCUUUCCUGCUUCAGUAUAUCCAGGAAGAAAUUCCAAAUUACAGAAAUGCAGUCAUUGUAGCUAAGUCUCCUGAUGCUGCAAAAAGGGCCCAGUCCUACGCGGAGAGGCUGCGCCUGGGCCUGGCUGUGAUCCACGGGGAAGCUCAGUGCACAGAGCUGGACAUGGACGAUGGCCGCCACUCCCCUCCGAUGGUCAAGAACGCAACCGUGCAUCCAGGCCUGGAGCUGCCCCCGAUGAUGGCCAAAGAGAAGCCACCGAUAACUGUGGUCGGAGACGUUGGAGGACGCAUCGCGAUCAUAGUGGACGACAUUAUUGAUGACGUGGAAAGUUUUGUCGCUGCCGCAGAGAUCCUGAAAGAGAGAGGUGCCUACAAGAUCUACGUCAUGGCCACUCAUGGCAUCCUGUCAGCGGAUGCCCCCCGCCUCAUCGAGGAGUCCUCUGUCGACGAGGUGGUGGUGACCAAUACUGUCCCUCACGAGGUGCAGAAGCUGCAGUGUCCCAAGAUAAAGACCGUGGAUAUCAGUUUGAUUCUUUCUGAAGCAAUUCGGAGAAUCCACAAUGGAGAGUCCAUGGCUUACCUUUUCCGGAACAUCACAGUGGACGACUAGCUUUCGUGGUUGCCUUGACCCUGGAAAUCCAAGAAAACCAUGUAAAAAGCAGUGCCAUCGUUACCUACACAGUGUUUCCCCUCCAGGGAGGACCGGCAAGUCUGCCGCUGGAUGGCGCCUCUCGCCAAGUUUGGUAGGAGGUCUUAAGAUAGUCAAGAGGAAGCCAGAGCUGAUGGAUAAGGAACUGGGCCUUAAGCACCUGCCAUCAGCAGUCCCAUUCUAACCACAAGUUAUGUGCUCUUCCCUGAAAAUCUUGCCGAAAGGGAGUUAAAGGCAGAGAAAGUCUCCACUCUGUAGUGCGUUCGUUGCCUCACCUUCGGGGAGACGCAGGGUUGGCGGUGAGCCUGGCCCGGGACGCCGGUGCCCGGCAGUGUCUGCUCGGCUGUCCUCUCCCCACUCAGCUUCACCUGAGUCUUUUAUAGAGUCCUGUAUUUUUCUUUCAGAAACUGCUGUGCCUAGAGCCGUGGAACAAGGAAGCAGUUGUAACUGCUGGCAAGGAUGUCAGAUUGGAGAAUGACGUCUCAUCUCAGCAUAUCUGCAUUGCUCUUAAAUUGCAAAUAAAAGCAUUCGUUGUCUUGCCA
Molecule: messenger RNA, 1958 nt
Organism: Choloepus didactylus (southern two-toed sloth)
Lineage: Eukaryota; Metazoa; Chordata; Mammalia; Pilosa; Megalonychidae
Gene: PRPSAP1
Product: phosphoribosyl pyrophosphate synthetase associated protein 1
Exons: 10
Coding region: 307-1377 (356 amino acids)
Biological process (GO): 5-phosphoribose 1-diphosphate biosynthetic process; purine nucleotide biosynthetic process
Cellular component (GO): ribose phosphate diphosphokinase complex; cytoplasm
Molecular function (GO): ribose phosphate diphosphokinase activity; magnesium ion binding
Source: RefSeq, a predicted model, not a curated record